Molecule: messenger RNA, 4928 nt
Organism: Dromiciops gliroides (monito del monte)
Lineage: Eukaryota; Metazoa; Chordata; Mammalia; Microbiotheria; Microbiotheriidae
Gene: SLC49A4
Product: solute carrier family 49 member 4
Exons: 9
Coding region: 237-1721 (494 amino acids)
Biological process (GO): transmembrane transport
Cellular component (GO): membrane; intracellular membrane-bounded organelle
Molecular function (GO): transmembrane transporter activity
Source: RefSeq, a predicted model, not a curated record
GGCUCCGCGCGCUGCUCCUCCCUACUCUAACCCGGGCUCCCGCACCCGGGCUGGUUCGCGCUGCGCAGGCGCGUGAGCAGGACUUCGAGAGCCGGAAUCGUCGGCUUGCGGGAGCGAAGGAGGGAGGAGGGAAGGAGUGAGCUUCGCCGCCUCCCGCUCCGGCCGCCAGUGUGAGCAGGGCAGGACAGGGUAGGGGGCACCCGGCUUCGAGGGCGGGCAGCCGGCCCCGCGUCGCCAUGGGCUCCGGCUGGAGCAUCGCGGGGGAGGAGGAGGAGGAGGAGCGGCGGCCGCUGCUGCGGCCCGGGCCCGGGUUGGGCGCAGGGGCGGCCAGGAGGAGCCGGGACCCGGUCGCUGAGCACAGAGCGGCGGCGCCGGUGGUACCCGCGGUGCCGGCGCAGGUCCUGGCCGGGCCGGGGCGCGUGUACGGGCGGCGCUGGCUGGUGCUGCUGCUUUUCUCGCUGAUGGCCUUCCUGCAGGGCCUGGUGUGGAACACCUGGGGCCCCAUCCAGAACUCGGCCCGCCGGGCCUACGGCUUCUCCAGCUGGGACAUCGCGCUGCUCGUGCUCUGGGGGCCCAUCGGCUUCCUGCCCUGCUUCGCCUUCAUGUGGCUGCUGGACAAGAGAGGUCUCCGGGUAACUGUGCUGCUGACAUCCUUUCUUAUGGUUUUGGGAACAGGUCUAAGAUGCAUACCUGUAUCAUCAGACUUAGUGAUCAAAAAAAGACUGAUCCACGGUGGACAGCUGCUCAAUGGAUUAGCAGGCCCAACUGUAAUGAAUGCUGCUCCAUUCCUGUCCACUACAUGGUUUUCUGCAGAUGAACGAGCCACUGCUACUGCAAUCGCUUCUAUGCUCAGUUACCUUGGCGGAGCUUGUGCAUUCCUAGUUGGGCCUCUUAUUGUUCCAGCUCCCAAUGAGACAUCACAUCUACUUGCCUCAGAAAGUAACAGCAUCCAUAUUAAGGAUCGUAUAGAGAUGGUAUUAUAUGCAGAAUUUGGAAUUGUGUGCCUGACGUUUUUUGCAACAAUUGCCUAUUUUCCAACACGGCCUCCAUUUCCCCCUAGUGUGGCCGCAGCAAGCCAACGGCUAAGCUACAGACGGAGUUUCUGUAGGCUCUUAAGCAAUUUAAGGUUUCUGAUGAUAGCGUUAGCCUAUGCCAUACCUUUAGGUGUAUUUGCUGGCUGGUCUGGAGUUCUGGAUUUAAUUUUAACACCAGUUCAUGUCAGCCAAGUAGAUGCUGGCUGGAUUGGAUUUUGGUCUAUAGUUGGAGGCUGCAUUGUUGGAAUAGCUAUUGCAAGGUUUGCAGAUUUUAUCAGAGGCAUGUUGAAGCUAAUCCUUCUGUUACUGUUUUCUGGAGCUACACUCUCAUCCACUUGGUUCACUCUGACCUGCUUGAACAGCAUUACUCACCUGCCUUUAACUACAGUGACAUUAUAUGCCUCCUGUAUUCUUCUGGGAGUAUUCCUGAAUAGCAGCGUUCCCAUCUUCUUUGAGCUUUUUGUGGAAACUGUCUACCCAGUUCCAGAAGGAAUUACUUGUGGAGUUGUAACCUUCUUAAGUAAUAUGUUCAUGGGAGUGCUUUUAUUUUUUCUCACAUUUUAUCAUACAGAGUUGUCUUGGUUCAACUGGUGCCUUCCUGGGUCGUGUUUGCUCAGUCUGCUCCUCAUUUUGUGCUUCAGGGAAUCCUACGAUAGACUCUACCUUGAUGUUGUUGUCUCAGUCUGAUAGCACAGACUGGGAGAGAUUUACAGAGACUGGCCAUCACAACGGCAUACCAGACGUUCGCUUGGAAUUGCACAACUAAGUGGAGGGGGAAGAGAAGAGAUUUAACUUUCGGAGAUUUUCUUAGGGUACAGAUUUUUAUUUUUAUGUUCAUUUAAUUACUACUAGGUAACAAUGAUGCAAGAUUUGAGUGGUAAUAGAUGAUUUUAAAAUACACCCAUUUGGUCUACAGACACCUGAUUUAUGGGCGAGAGGCCUGCUCUCUUUCAGAAAAAGCACUCCCUGAAACAGUUUAAUGUCCAUUCUUCUACUAGUGCUAAACCACUAAGUGAUUAAAUGUAGUCAUGAAGAGGAACUGAAGGGUAAUGUUGGGUCAAUUUCCUCUACUGUCAAAAGAUUCCUUCCCUCAGUCACUGAUCAGAAUAAGAAAAAUGCCAGUAACUUCUUUAGAAGUUUAAAACAUGUACCAGAUUUUAAUAUAAAGUGGCCAACAACUUUGUAAAUUACAUUAAUGACCUACUUGUACACUACUUUUUUUUUCUAAUAAAACCAUUUCUUAUAUGACUCUUUAUAUUUAAUUAGGCCAAAGCCCCUCCAGCCACCUCCAGUAACUGUCCAGAUGCCGGCUAUUUUCCAGCCACACCUACAGUUUGACUGCCUACUAGCACAGCCGUCAUUUUAUCCUGGAUUCAGACUCUCAUUUUUCCAUUGAAAUAUAGUUUUGUUUCCCAUUCCUAAAUGUACCCUAAAAAAGUGAUUUUUAUUUUAGUUCAGGUUUCUUAGAGUUUGAGCAUAUUCAUUACAGUCUGAUAGUUCACUUUCAGUAUUAUAAAUUCUUUCCUUUUGAAUUGGUAUUUAGUGCUUUUGUUAACAGCGAAAUGACAGAUUACAUAAGGAUGUUAAGUCUUCCCAUUCUGUAGAUUUAAGUGUGGAGUGGAAAGUCCAGGGCCAACAAGUGCCCACCUGCAUCUUGGUUAACUGGACAUAAUUUAUGGCUUCCAAUCACUUUGAAACUUGGUCAGUCUGCUGGUGGUUUCUGAGCUGUAUUCUUGUAGUUUAGUUUGUUUUGUAAAGUAUUCAAUUCUGAAUGUGGGCUGUGUGUGUGUGUCUGUGUGUGUGUUUGCUUGUGCGCACACAUUUGUGCUUCUAGAAUAUCCCAUUGUGAGAUGGUAGCUUUCUCAAGAAGAAUACAGUGGUUCCCUCUCAGGAAAAUCUUUCAGUGACAUAAAGUAAAUUGGGCUUGGGACACAGAGAACAUUCUAAGGAGAAAAUCAAGGGGGAAAAUACCCCACCUCUGUCAUCUUCUCCAACCUCUGCUACUUUUUUCAUCCUCCUUAAAAUUUUAACAUCAUUGUUAACAGAACCUUGUUUAAGCAGAAUUGUUUUAUCUUUGACUGAGGCAGACAGAAGGUUAAAUUAAAGGAACAACCAGCUGAUUGUUCUGGCUUGAUGAGGAAAGCUCACCAUUUCACACAUCACACCUACCCCACAUAUAUAUAACUCAGCUGCCUCUGCUUCCCUUCUGUGUCCUUUGUGCUUAGAAUUGCAAGGCUAUCCAUAACAGCUCCAACCCCAUGACGAGUCACAGGAGUGAACUGAGACUGCAAGCAGCUUCCUGGUUGUCUUCCUCUCAGCCCCAAACCUAAAAAUAGCACCUGUCAGUCACUUGCAUAUUAUCUCCAUCUGCAACCUCAAUGCUGUCUGGGCAUUACUUUUCAGGACCUGGAAGGAAUUUGUUGGAGGGACAGAGGAAGGGAGGAAUUUUGAGAAAGCUGUGUUCCAGUUAACCUUCACACCUAUUAUUAACAUUAUUAUUUUUCUUCAAUAAAUGGGAAGUGAGAAUCUCGAAGAUUAAUUCAGGUUGCUGAGGGUCUGGGUAAACCAUAAUCUUUGUUUUAUAGUAAAAGUAUCAGGGGAACUGAUCGAAGAAAAGAUAAAUAUUUAAAGUUAAAAGUAUGCAUUUGAGGAAUUUCAUAUAUAAAGUUCUGCCCCAGGAAAGAUUCUUUCUGGAGAAUAUUCUACUUAUAAUUAAUGGCUUUUUGAAAUCACAAUACAACAUGAAGGUCUGAGUGGCACUCAUGAAAAAAGUAGAGUAUCUAGUGUCAUAUACAAAUAAUUUGCUGGUUUCAGCCCAGGUGAGGAAUGAUCAUAAGUCUCUGUCACCUAAGAGAUACCCCCUUGUAAGUUAAACAGCAUGUAUGAAAUGGGUUUGGUCUUUGCUUCUCUAUCACAUUAAUGUAGUUGAGGGUUUUUUUCUUCCAAGAAGUUAAGCCUCCUAUGGGAAAGCUAUUGGAAAGAGCCAAAGAGAUUUAGAAGGAAAAAAUCUUUUAAAAAAUUAUUAAAACUUCAAGUCACCUUGGGGCAGCUAGGUGGCGCAGUGAAUAGAGCACCGGCCCUGGAGUCAGGAGUACCUGAGUUCAAAUGCGGCCUCAGACACUUAACACUGACUAGCUGUGUGACCCUGGGCAAGUCACUUAACCCCAAUUGCCUCACUAAAAAAAAAAAAACUUCAAGUCACCUCAACAGUAAAAGUCACAUCUUCUUUUUCUUGUUAACUUUGCUUCCAACAACGUCCAUCAAAAUAUAGUGGUGGGAGCUGGAUUGGACAAGAUAUGAAUAAGAUAGAUCAUAGAAUUAUCAAGUGUUAGAGCUUGAAAGAACAUUCAAGUGGUCAUUUGGUCCAAGUUCCUUAUUUUACAUAUGAAGAAACAGCAAGAUGUCUCUUACAGAAGGUCAUAAAGGCAGUGAGAGGUCUAGCCAGGACUAGACUUCGCCAGGUCCAGCUUCCAAUUCAGUGCUUUUUCCACCACACCAGAAUUUCAGGCUAAUUGUAGCAUCCUUGUAGCACUCAUGAAUUAUUUUUCUCAUAACUCAUAAAAAGAUGAGUUAAUGAUAGUGAGGUGGUUAUAGUGUCAUGACCUGAAACAAAAAGGUACAGAGAUGGAAGUGAGUUGUUUGUAGAUGAGGUUUUUUUCCUUCUCCUUCUUAAGCAUCCUUAAUUCUCUGAAACCUUUCGAUCUUACAUUGGGAUGGGAUGAGAAGAGCCUAGUCUUACUAAAUUAAACGAUAUAGGAGAGAAGCUAAUUUAUGCUACAAGCUUAGUAUGUGCUAUACUAAUAAAUGGGCUUCAUUUGAACACAUAGCAUCUUUGCCCACAGUGAAAGUGGGCAGAUUUGUACACCUACACACAUUAUUUGGGGGGGGGAGGCA